Messenger RNA from Malaya genurostris, 2510 nucleotides. It is a transcript of the gene rump, whose product is annotated as myelin expression factor 2. NCBI's taxonomy places the organism in Eukaryota, Metazoa, Arthropoda, Insecta, Diptera, Culicidae. Bases 285 to 1949 code for a protein of 554 amino acids. Gene Ontology annotation, molecular function: mRNA binding. The transcript has 6 exons. Gene Ontology annotation, cellular component: nucleus; cytoplasm. The record is from RefSeq and is a predicted model, not a curated record.
UUUUCAAUCAUCAUCGUCACUUUUCGUUUAGCUGCAGUGCGUGCUUGCGGUGAGUCCCGUUAUUGUGCCGGUGAAAAGAAUUAAAUUAAAGUGCUUUAAUCUCUUAUUACUUCUAAAACCAGUUGAAUUGUGUAGCUGAAGUGAACAGCUGCCUGCAUCUUUAAAGUCGGCGUGUACUUGAAAAAUUUCAGCAUUUGUAUUUUAGCCAUUAGUGUUCGGUUAUUAUUCGAGUGGUAAACAUCUUUUCGCUAGAGUUUCGCAUUCCUUAAAUCCAAGUGUAUAGUAUGGAUAACGAUAACGAUCAGAACAGUCGCGAUCGGUCCCGUCGCAAUGACCGUGGUCGUAACAACUCUCGAUUCAGCAACGAUCGUGACCGCAGCCGCGAUCGGGAUCGCAGCGACUGUCGACGAAUUUACGUGUCGAACGUACCAUACGAGUACCGCUGGCAGGAUCUGAAGGACCUGUUCCGCAAAGAGGUCGGCGACGUUUCAUUCGUUGAGCUUUUCCACGAUGAGUCGAAUAAACCGAGAGGCUGUGGUAUUGUAGAGUUCGAAAAAGCAGAACAUGUUCAGGCGGCUCUGGAUAAAAUGAAUCGAUUCGAUAUCAACGGCCGGCAGCUGGUUAUCAAGGAGGACUAUGGCAACGAGCGGGACAAGUAUGGUCGGGUUGUGCCAAAGUCUUUCCGCGGCAACGACCGGGAUGGAGGCGACAAUCGGCGACGUGACCGGGAUGACGACCGAAUCUCGGGACGUGAUGAUGGCGGUGGCUUCAAUCCGGACUUCAAUACCUACGGUCUCAGCAUCAAAUUUUUGGAAGGUCUUGGUAUUCAGGGGCCCCUGCAUACCCGUAUCUUCAUAGCGAAUCUUGAUUAUAAAGUCGAUGCUAAAAAGUUGAAGCAAGUUUUCAAACUAGCAGGCAAGGUACAGAAUGUGGACCUUUCCGUCGAUAAAGACGGCAACAGUCGGGGUUUCGCAGUCGUUGAGUACGACCAUCCGGUUGAAGCAGUUCAAGCAAUCUCGAUGUUCGAUCGGCAGAUGUUGUUUGACCGUCGUAUGACAGUUCGUCUUGAUCGUGUUCCCGAGAAGGGCGAGUUGAAUCGUCUACCCGAAGGCUUGAAGGGUGUCGGCAUCGGUCUUGGUCCGAACGGUGAACCACUGAAAGACGUGGCACGCAAUCUUCCAUCGCUGCAGCAGAAUAAUCAGAUUCAGAACAAUCCCAUCCAGAAUGCUGCUCCUACUCCAGUUCAGCCUCCACUUGCUGGCAAUCUGCUUGGGGCCGCCGGUUCUAAUCUUUCUGGGCUGAAUUCGAAUCUAGCCGCUCAGUUAAGUAGUGUGGUUGGUUUAUCCAAUUUGACUGGUAACUUACAAAAUUCGAUCCUGAGUAAUGCUGCUGCUGCUAGUCUGUCUAAUUUGACGGGCUUGGGUAAUCUUGGCGGUGGUGGUGGAAGUGGCGGCCUUGGAGGCAUUGGAGGGGGUAACUCUGCGUUAGCCGGUCUUGGUUCGCUGGGCGGCGGCGGUGGCGGUGGUGGUGGAGGCGGCGGUAAUGACAGUGGUCUCGGCGGAGGUAACUACAAUCAGAACUACUCCUCGGGAGGCUUUGGUGGAGGCAGUGGCGGUGGAAACCGCGGAAACGACUACGACCUUGGAUCCAACAAUGUUCGCAACUAUAGCACUGCACCGAACGACGAUUAUGGUCGCAACUAUGGCAACAUCAAUAAUGGCAAUCGGAAAGUCUCAGAUACGAUUAUUAUUCGAAACAUGCCAUCAUCCUGGACAUGGCAGACAUUGCGUGAUAAGUUCCGCGACGUUGGGGAAGUGAAGUUUGCUGAAAUCCGAGGACAGGACACAGGCGUUGUUCGCUUCGCAAAGGAGCGAGAUGCUGAAGUCGCCAUAAAAUUAAUGGAUGGCUCGCGUUUCGACGGUCGUACGGUCGAUGUCACCUUCUUUUAAGUAUUCCGCCCCCUUGACACGCUUCUAUGGCGUGCAAACGCAUUCAUUUUAGCUACAGUAGAUAUUUCGCGUGGGGUUGUACAAGUCUGAUAGAUACGCUACCCUUUCCAACCCAGUUUAUUCGAAAAGUAACGUUUCUCGUAGAUUGGCUAGGAUUGUUCGAAAGAUAUUUCGAUCGUACCUUCCAUUCGCUUAGGUUUCGUAUAUUUUAGUUGAAUCGAAUUCAUUCAGCGUUUAUUUUUUUGACUGCAAACUAGUUUUCGUAGGGAUUUCGCAUUGUCUGCAUUUUAAAGAAGUACGCUUUAAUUAAGUUUGGAAGGCAAUGGUGAGUGGAUUAGGAACUAUAAUGACAACACUAAUUGAAUGGUUUUAUGGAAUACACAAAAAUAACAAGUAGUUGUAUCACUGACAGAAAAAUACACUAUCUGCUCCGUUAACUACAAUUCUGCGUUGUUGGUAGCUCUAUAUUAAGCAAAAUAUCCACUCCGAAUCGUAUUUGAAUACUAUGUGUACGACGUACACAUCUGCGGCAUGCAAGACUAAUAAACAAUGACUCAAUCA